AUGACGGACGCCCCGCAGACCAUUAUGGCCCGGUUAUUUCUAUACCACAUGAUCUACAAGGGACAAGUUCUUCUUCACAGGCGGUUCCUUUACCCCAAUUCAGACAUUUCAGAUGAUAAAACGAUCUCUUACUCGCGAAAGACGAGGAAACUUGCCCGGGGGGGACAACUUUAUACCAUGCGAUUUCGUGUCACGUCCAUCAUGAAUCAUCAAUUCCUCACCGCCACGAUGAUUCUAUGCUCUAUGCUUCAUCGAAGAGAGACACAGCAACGCGAACGUGAUAUUCUUGCCGCGCUUCAGCGAUGCAGGGAAAUUUGGAUGAGACGUGGCGAGAGUUCCAAAGAAGCUAAGAAAGCGGCCGGGACUAUCAACUUUGUGCUGGCUCGGGCAGAUGAUAGAAAAAGGCACGAUAUUGCACUAACACAAGCCAUUGCGCAUUCUGGCAGCGACUUCCAGAUCAAUAAUGGUGUUUUGCUUGACAGUCAAGAGGCCCCAGGCUCUUUUCCAGCUGACGCUACAGUGUCAUCGGAUUACAUGAGCUUAUUUGAUCGUGAGAGUUCCUCACUGCCACACGUUUUCCAUGUCUUCAUUUCUUUCUAA
Penicillium brevicompactum is the source of this 600-nucleotide messenger RNA. RefSeq names its product fungal specific transcription factor domain-containing protein. The coding region runs from base 1 to 600 and encodes 199 amino acids. The transcript is spliced from 2 exons. The record is from RefSeq and is a predicted model, not a curated record. NCBI's taxonomy places the organism in Eukaryota, Fungi, Ascomycota, Eurotiomycetes, Eurotiales, Aspergillaceae.